CUCAAUCUGACUCUCUAGCGGGCGACUAACCUCCACCAGAGUCGACAGAUUGAGGCCCUAAGAACAAAACCUCCACUACCGGAGUAAACCCGGUACAGAAUAGUGAGUUGGCUCCUCGACUAAAGUCACCAACUCCCUACCUUCAAUCAAGGAUACUCUAUUAACCUAGGCAGAUAUUCUCAUUCUAGGUUAAAGCAGAAACAACAGGAAUUUGAUCAGGAUUCAAGUCAUUCAAUCAUUAAAACCUCAAUCGAAUAUAAUCAAUCACAGAAUCAGUACUUGGGUUCAUACAAUCAAAGCCUAACAUACAAAUCUAGGGUUCUCCAUACCCAGAUGAAUGGGAGAACUACUCCAUGGAGAAGAAAGCAAAAGCAGAUUCAGACACGGAAUUCAUACUGCGAAGGAUGGAUUCCUGCUUCUGGACGUUGAUUGGCACUUCUCCAAGCUCAAGCUGGCCUCCAAUGGUGUUGAAGAUCAAUCUAGGGCACUUGGGAACUCUUGCUCGUCACUUUCUCUCUCUAGGAACUGAUCUCUCUCUCAAAAACUCGAAUCCCCCUUCUGUUUGGCUGAAAAUCUGCUUAAAAAGGCAUCAGCCAAAGCACGGUCGAGGGCACGGCCGUGUAAUGCCUCAGCCCGCCCGUGCUUUGGCUAGUGUUAAUUACACUAGCAGCAGUGGGGAGAAACACGGCCGUGCUUCGCUUUGGACACGGCCGUGUAAUGCUUGAACACGCCCGUGCUUUGUUUUGGCCCUGCCCGUGUAAUCAGCUCAGCUCUCGGCAUAAAAAGCACGGCCACCAGAACACGGCCGUGUAAUGAUUUAGGUGUGCCCGUGUUUUGGCUCCAGCUCACCGAAAUGACUUCCGAAUGCCCCGAAACUCGCGCUUAGCCUUCCCUUUGACACCUGGGACCUGAAACAUGACAAAAUAGCACAACCCAGCGUAAAAUAGGCCACAAUACACGACUAUGCCCCUCAAACGGAUAAGAACUAGGGGCGCAAAUAUGUGCAAUUACAUCGUUAUCAACUCGCUAUGACACAACUCCUAACAAUGGCCAAGUGUAACCAAUGAAAGGGACUGCAGUAUAGUGGCUCAAGUAAUAAAUAUCGAAUCCACGGGUCUCUAGAGUUACUAUUACUCAGCAUCAGUUCAUUAUCUAGCAAACCAGAUUAAGAUGGAAGAACUAAAACUACUCUAACAAACUACAGUUAAAGUUAAUCUAAUUACAGGUUGGGAACUCACUUAGGUAUGAUUCCCCCUAGCCACUAGCCAGAUUAAUUAUUGAUGAUCUCUAACAUGUUUCACUUUCAUUCACAAUGCGUAGAAUCCUUAACUAGACCUUGAGUCUCGACUAAAGGAACAAGGCCCUCUUGAGUCAAUUGCCUAGAGGGACGUAUCCUUCUCUAGAAAAACCGAUCAAGGCAUUCUGAACUAGACUCCCUCUAUCGAAUGAGGUUCUCAAUCGAUACAAAGCAGUGAAUCGACCCUCGACUAAAGCAGUUGAUCCAAUACUAUCAAUCUAUGGUGCUCUAUUGACCUAAUCGGGUAUUCGCUCUCAUAGGAUCAAAGCAGAAUCAAUAAUCUCGACUAAAGCAGAAUUGAAUCAUGAAAACAUGCAUAGAUUGAAUAUGAACUCAAGAUUAUCAAGUAGGAGUACUCAUACAAUCAUCCAAUCAAACAAACAUAGCUAGGGUUCCUCAAAACCUAAGUGAAGGGAAGUUACUCUAUAGAAAAGAGAGAGACUGCAGUAAGAAUCUUCAGAUGAUCAGUCUUCAAGUACAGGCUUGUUCCUCGAGCUUCCAAGGGGAAGAAAUCCUCCAAUUCCACUCCAAGAUUGCCCUCAAAUCGCCUCUCUCUCUCUUUGGUUCGUCCCUUGGGUGUUUGGGAUCCAAAACCCAGCUCUCCCUUGCAAAAACGCACAAAACAGGCUUUUAACAGCCUGCGUUCCCGGUCGAGUAUUUUGGGUGGCGACCGGGAAUUGUUGAAACGCACCGUCGGAGACAGGGGGUUAAUCCCCGGUCAAGGUCAAAAAUACCCGACCGGGGAUUUAUGCUUGAUGCCCGGGCCACAUUCUGCUUCUCAAACGCCCAAAAGAGAUUUUCCCCGGUCUGCUCCGAUUAAUACCCGGCCGGGUAUUUCUGCUCAUGGCCGGGAAUUUUGCUCCUCCAACACACUUCAACUCAAACGUGCUCCUUUCGACCCGAAACUCGUUUCUUCGCCUCGAUGCCAAUGCCAGGCCCUGAAAUAUGACAUAAACACACAACCUAGCGUGAAUUCGGCUUAAAACACGAGAAGCAACAUCUCAAACGACUCAAGAAUAGGGGUAAAAACAUGUGCAAUCAAUGGUCUAUCAAACUCCCCACACUUAACCGUUUGCUUGUCCCCAAGCAAACCUAACUCAAACCAAUGCAAUUCUCCAGACCUCUAUAGCAACAACCAACCCCGAUCGUCGGUAGAGGAUUUUCUAGAUCAUAUAGCAACUUACGAGGUCAACUGGUCUUCUAAGACGUCCCCUAUCUCUCUCAUUGUGAGUACUAGACUCAAGCCAGGAUCAUGAGAAGAAGUAGAAGUAAGACAGUAUGUUCAUGGAUAAAGGGACUCACACCAU
Messenger RNA from Linum trigynum, 2604 nucleotides. Lineage: Eukaryota; Viridiplantae; Streptophyta; Magnoliopsida; Malpighiales; Linaceae. The record is from the annotation of a GenBank genome assembly.